This is a messenger RNA of Thrips palmi, 1363 nucleotides long. RefSeq lists its product as uncharacterized. NCBI's taxonomy places the organism in Eukaryota, Metazoa, Arthropoda, Insecta, Thysanoptera, Thripidae. The record is from RefSeq and is a predicted model, not a curated record. The transcript is spliced from 3 exons. Bases 1 to 1143 code for a protein of 380 amino acids.
AUGAUUGACCAAAUUGGUCUUCCCACGCUCUUCUUGACUUUGAGUGCCGCCGACUUCCACUGGCCUGACCUGUUUCGCCUGUUCCUGGCCUGCGAGGGACUUUCAGCGGAAGAGCGCGUUCUACUUGAAGAACUCACCGAAGAACACCGUCGAAACUUCAUCGCGAAUCGGCCAUUCGUGCCCAGCAUGUUCUUCAUGAAGAGGGCCGAGCUGUUCCUCAUCAAGAUCUUGAAGAUGAUGUACCCUGUCACUGACAUCUGGUUCCGUUACGAGUGGCAAUUUCGCGGAAGUCCGCACGUGCAUUGCCUCAUCUGGCUUCGUGGGGCUCCAGACAUGAUGCGCGUCAAGGACAUGACCCCCGAGGAGCUCGCCGCCGCUGUGGAGUACUUCUCCAAAACCUGCAUCGAGGCCUGGAGAGCGAACAUGGACGCCAAGCCGGUCACCUCGCACGAUGGCUGCGUCAACUACCUGGCCAAGUAUACCGCCAAGCCCGAAAACAAGUCGAAAACCAUGCAGGAGCUUUUCGAGGACGCUCUGUCUGGACUUCAGGAAGAGGACAGCGCCAAGAAAGCCAUCCAACGCCGCUGCAUCCAGUCCGUCAGUGAGCGCGACUACUCUUCGCAGGAAAUUCUUCACUUGGCCACUUCCCAGAAACUGUUCCGCUCCAGCAGGGCCUUUGUCAAGAUCGUCUUUACAGACAGGAAUUGGGUUCCGGUCGGACACAGCGCUCAAGACACAGAUGUGGCCGACGAUGUUGAAGCCGACAACCCCGACAGCCCCAACGAGGAUGCAGACUACGACCAAGAUGGCGAACUUGUCCUAGAAGAGGAACUCCCUCGGGGCUCUCUUCUGGACAAGUAUCCGAAGAGACCAGCCAACCUCGAGAACAUUACGCUGUGGGAGUUUGCCCGGGAGUUCCAGUUCAACAGGCAAACACGGAGGUGGUACAGAAGAAGGAAGGUCGCCGUCGUCUGCGUCUUCCCCCGUCUCCGACUCACGGGCAACGAGAUCCGCGACGAGGGCUUCUACCGCCAGCAAGUGCUGCUUCACGUGCCGUGGCGUGACGAGGACGCUGUGCUCGGCGAGCACGCCAACUGGCACGAGGUCUACGCGCAGCAUGACAUCGUCCCGCGUGGGGGCUAGCCCGCGCCGCAGGUCAACGAGGACGACGAGCUCGAGGACCUGGACUUCCCCGAGGCUGAACCCGACGAGGAGUGGAUGGUGAUCGCCCGGCAGCACCCCAACCAGGACGUGCAGCGCAUCGAGAUCGGCAGAAGAGAAAUGGACUUGGCGCACGACUGGGCUGCGGACGCUGCCACCUACGGGGACGUCGGUCAGUUGGUGCACGCCGUGGAACUGAGUA